AAUUCCUUCACAAACGCUUCCAGAGUCGACACCAGACAUUGCAGAGAAAGAAGAAAUCACACAAAAUUGCAAACUUCAUCAUCAAAGAUGGAUAAGGGUCUUAAUGAGAUUAAUUAUGAAACCUCUGCAGAUUCAACAACGGUUGAGAAAUUGGAAUCACUUUUGGACGCAAUCGAGGAUCUUGAAAGGCAGGAAUCAGAAGUCCAAUCCCGUUGUAUUGUAGAAUAUGCGAAAUUGUUGGCUGAGGUUAGUGAGCUCGAGGAUAUGCUACAAAAUGAUGUAGGAGGGGAUUUUGUGUAUGGCAUUCUUGAUGACAGUAUAAAUGAGUCUAAGGAGAGACUGAAUAUGCUGAAGAAGGAGCUCGCAUCUAAAUUAAGAGCUAUCUUACUGCUAAGAAGACAGCUUGAUGACAUUCCCGUACCUGCUGAACUCCUCCAGUACGAACUAUGCUUUUCACAGCUUUAUACCAGCAUUCAGAAAAAGCUUCGACAAACUCGAAAAUACUAUGAAACCUUCAAUGCACUACUGGAGAUAAAGGAGUUAAUGCUAAAGGAGACAUCCUUGCUCAACUCCAUAAGUUCACAGUUCCAAAAUGCCAUCACCAGCCCCACUGGCCGAACAAAACUCGUUGAUUCCAUGAAGGGCAUUCUGCAGGGGAUUCAGCAGAAACUGGAAAAAGUGCAAUUAGCGUUCGAAUCUGAGCAAAAGGCUUGUGAGGCUCUAAAAGAGAAGCAUAGAAUAGCUAUUUCAGAGCAAAGACACUGCUACUCUCUCUUGAAGGCUUUCCAGGAGGAAUGUGCAAGGAAUGAGAGAUUGCGGCAAGCCCGGACUUUACAACCAUCCUCAUGAUGCUGCACAAUCCUCAAGUGUUAUCUACAUGGAUUACAUAAUCGUACUGGGUGUGAUGGUCAAGUUUUGGAUUUACCUGACAGCUUUGAUUAGACAGAAGAUUGCGCGUGCUGCAUCUACAUUUGAUAUGACCAUCAUCUCAACUUGUAUAUAUUCCUUGACUUUGUAUACCCUAUUCUGAUAAAUCUUGCAUGCUAGCAUACAAGAUUUCUGAAAAUCUCACUCUGAUAUAAAUGAUUGUUAUUGCUUGUUGUGUAGUCUUCAUCAGCCAAUGCAAUCCCUUGGAGUUUACCAA
Coffea arabica (coffee) is the source of this 1144-nucleotide messenger RNA. RefSeq lists its product as uncharacterized. Lineage: Eukaryota; Viridiplantae; Streptophyta; Magnoliopsida; Gentianales; Rubiaceae. Gene Ontology annotation, biological process: Golgi to plasma membrane transport. The record is from RefSeq and is a predicted model, not a curated record.